CGCACUCCAUGUGUUCAUUCACGAGCCUCCACUGCAGCGGCCGCACUUCUGUGCUGCUCUUUUUUGGCCAUUAAAAGAAAUCUCCGUCGGCUGGUGGCUGCCAGUUCCUCCCUCGCUUGCCCGCCCAUUCACUCCCUCUCUCUCUCUCGUUUUUUUUUUUUUUUUUUUUUAACACACAUAAAUUGGAGGCCAGAAACAGAAACCUUCCAUACUCAAGUGUCGCCUUCUUAUUUAUUGAGACACCGCCGUGCGUUUUCUCUGUCCUUCCUUCAUGCAGCUCUCCGCAGCAGCGCUCCUUCUUCCCUUGGCCGUCGGGUUACACCACGGCUGCUUGGGGGCGAGUAUUCUGGCCGUGCCCGUGGACGCUAGUCACUGGAACACCAUGAAAGUGCUCAUUUUGGAGCUGGUGAAUAGAGGCCAUGAGGUCACGGUGCUCAGGCUCUCCAACACCUACUACACGGACGAGGCGUCUUCCGAUUUCCACAUUGAAACGGUGCAAUUGCCCCAGCACAAAGCCAGGAGCAAGGAUGAAAUUGAGCAGGUGUCUCUGGCCUCGAUCUUGCAGAAGGCUUUCAAUGACGAGCCACGUUUCCUCUCCGCGUUCUGGAACAUUCUGGAAUCAAUCCGAAGGAUAACUGGAGAUUAUGUAGUGGGCAUUGAGAGCACUUUUGAAAACAGUACACUGCUGGGACGGCUGCAGGAUGCUCAGUUUGAUCUUGUUCUUGCAGAUCCCUUCUACCCGGGAGGUGCCAUUCUUGCCCGCUACCUCAACUUGCCCAUCAUUCAGUUUGGAAGAUGGUUGCCCUUUGAAGAUGUGCACUUUGCUGUUGCUCCAUCUCCCCUCUCUUUUGUUCCAGUAUUGAAUUCUAGACUUACUGACAGAAUGACAUUUUCGGAAAGAUUGCAAAAUGUUUUCUUGUAUAUCCUGGGGGGCAUACUGGGCCAAGUGUACAUAUACUCUACUUAUGACCGGUUGUGCUAUCGCUACCUGAAAACGGGAGAAACUAUGUAUGAUCUUUAUAAGAAGAGUGACAUCUACUUGGUAAAAAUGGAUUUUGUUUUUGAAUUCCCCAAACCCACUAUGCCCAAUCUGGUGUACAUUGGUGGUUUCCAGUGUAAGCCUUCUGAAUCCCUGUCUCCAGAGUUGCAGAAGUUCCUGGAUGAUGCCGACGAAGGGGUUGUCAUUUUUUCUUUGGGCACCUUGACUAAAACUCUGCCUGCACAUGUUGCUAUGGAAGUGGCCGCUGGAUUGGCAAAGCUUCCUCAGAGGGUUAUCUGGCGAUACGUUGGCAAGAAACCUUCCAUGUUGGGUAACAACACAAUGCUUCUCGAGUGGCUUCCCCAGAAUGACCUACUGGGACACGGCAAGAUCAAGGCAUUUAUAGCACACGGAGGAGAAAAUGGGUUGUACGAAGCCAUUUACCAUGGAGUGCCAGUCAUUGGAAUCCCUCUGUUUGGAGACCAAUAUGAAAAUAUUUUGCGUCUUAAAGUAAGAGGAGCAGCAAUUCUUUUGGAGAACUUGAAAUAUUUGACAAGGGACCAAAUUUAUAAUGCUGUCAAAACCAUUACUGAAGAUCCAUCCUACAGGUACAAUAUGAAAAGGCUCUCGCGCCUGCACAGAGACACUCCAAUUCAUUCUAAAGAGCUUGCUGUGUUUUGGGUAGAAUAUGUGGUACGAAAUAAAGGAGCUCAGCAUCUCCGAGCAGCAAGCACAGAGCUCCCCACCUACCAGUACCUGCUGGUAGAUGUUUUUGUACUGUGUUUUAUUGUUCUAGUAUUUUUUGUUUAUUUUAUUUGGACCAUACUGAAAUUAAUCAUUAGGAAAAUGCAAUUUUUCAGAAAAAAGAAAACUGCUUAACAGUAAAAUUACCAACUGAAAUACUGCUUCAGGUUACAUCAAGAGGCUACAUUGCCUCAUUGUACUUUGCAACAGAUCUGUGGUUUUGCAGCACAAAUGCUUAUGAGCAGGCAAGGUCUUUAGCAACCUUAAAGAACUGUGGUUGUUUCAGUAAAUGUCUGGCAAAUUCAGGAAAUUUAUCAGCUGUGAGUAGCCUGUGUGUGUGAAAACGUUGCCUUAAGAAGUGGCCACAAACACGUUGCAGUUUUGGGUAGAUGACAGGUCUAGACAUUUUAUUUCCCCACAGCAUUUUAUACAAUCAGCGUCUUCAGAGGUGGCAGCUAUUGCCUGUGGUUCAGGGUGCCCAUGUAAGAGGGAAUGUGGCUGGAUACUCCGUUUAGAAAGAAGCCUGUGCUCAAUUUAAAAAUUCCUUUUAGGAGUUUUCACUAGGCUCCAGCUCCCUGUGACCCCUGAAUUCACAAUGUUGUGCAGCCUAUUAGGUUAGUGCUGUCACAGCACAGUUUAUUUAUAAGAGACACAUUUGUUGAGCUAUUUUAAGUAGCAAUUUAGCUAAAUUUACAGAUGACUUUCUAACUGUUUCAGUGCAAGUUAGCAACUUACCAAAGAAAACAAAAACAUCCAUGCUGGAGAACAAAAUAUUAUAAAAAGACCACCAUUAAAUAUAUAGAAACACAACCAGAAACUACCUUUCGGCUUCCAUUAAAGGGGUCAUCAACUUUUAAAAUUCAGAGUCAAGAAAAGGCACUGUAAAUAACUUCAGCCUUAAUCUGCUUUAUUGUACGCAAAUAGUCAUUUGACUUUAACAUCUAUUAAAGUUCAUUCUGUCAAACUUGUUAUUUAAAGACUUAAACUGUCAGUUUUUUUUAAGGUCAGUUUUUAUCAUAAUUAUAAUUUCAACAGUUGCAGGAAGUGUAAAUAAAAAUGACCACUACAUG
Erpetoichthys calabaricus (reedfish) is the source of this 2793-nucleotide messenger RNA. Its product is annotated as UDP-glucuronosyltransferase 2C1-like. Gene Ontology annotation, molecular function: UDP-glycosyltransferase activity. NCBI's taxonomy places the organism in Eukaryota, Metazoa, Chordata, Cladistia, Polypteriformes, Polypteridae. The transcript has a single exon. The coding region runs from base 272 to 1858 and encodes 528 amino acids. The record is from RefSeq and is a predicted model, not a curated record.